GGAGGAGACGCUUGAAAAAUGGGGACUGUCUGACGCGGCGCAGGAGAUGCGCUGGAAGCUGUUUAAUGCAAGAUACUAUAAUAAACGCAGUCUAAAGUGGUUCCAGAGUGUUGUUGAGAUUGAUAUUGAGGGACGAUGGAUUUUGCAGAGGGAGAUUUAUGUGAAAGAGGAGUUGGCUGCUUUGCGAAAGGCGCAGAAGUUGUCUUCUUCUUCUUCUUCUUCUUCCUCCUCCUCUUCUUCAUCUUCAAAGUCUAAUGAGGGGGAGACAAUUGCGUUUGAGAAAGAACUUGUUAUGUUGAAUCAGCAAUACUUCGACUGUCGCAGACGACUGUGGAAUGUAGAGGGAAAUACGCCCCAGGGACCUCUAGGCCGGGCAUUCACAGUCACCAGGAGAAGGUCAGACUGGUUUCUCUUCAACUGGCUAAAGACAGAUUGUGCCAGAAGAGGAGGGUGUUGUGGGAGAGAGUGUGGAUGUUGCACCCAGUAUCGUCACACAAAGCGUGAGCAUCAUCGAGGCCAUUGCACAUCCGGAUGUGGCUGUUGUAUUCGGACCAAAGGAAUUGAUCCAGGGAGGUUUACCGAUCUAGAGGAUUAUCCGUUUGAUAUUGUGGCCCUGAAAAAGAGUGAAUAUAGCAGACGGGUUCAGCGCGCGUAUAUUUUCAAUCUGGAGUUCUAA
Molecule: messenger RNA, 676 nt
Organism: Aspergillus wentii DTO 134E9
Lineage: Eukaryota; Fungi; Ascomycota; Eurotiomycetes; Eurotiales; Aspergillaceae
Exons: 1
Coding region: 47-676 (209 amino acids)
Source: RefSeq, a predicted model, not a curated record